AUGGAACCUACAGGGCCAUUAGAGCAAGUUCCACUGUCCCGCAAACUCAGCAACCUCUCUGUUAUCUCUUCAUCCACAGCGACGUCCUUGUAUCGGUCAUCUUCACACCAGUAUCAUCUCGAAAACAUUCCGGACGAUGUACUUCGCGAAAUCGCAAAUUGGUGUAGUCCAGCGACCAAUCUGCGCGUUUCGUUAGCUUGUAAACGACUCGCGAUUUUGUUCCGACCAUAUCUAUACAACUCGGUCGAUCUGGCGUAUACAGACUUGUGUCGUGCGGGGCUUAAAGUGUUUUCUCAACGGCCAACGCUGACACGCUAUAUUAAAAUCCUCAUACUCAAACCGAAUCGUAAUUCGGGCUGGACUAAAAGUCUGGACAAGAGCAUCGAUGAAGUUUGGAUCAUUGACGUUCUUCAAAACAUCGCAUCCCAGGGUGAUCUGCCUUUAUUGACAACAUUCAAGUGGUACGGGAAGGAGUUACCCAAAGAUUCCUUUUGGCUGACUCUGCGAACACAUUGUCCGGAUCUACGAAAUAUCGGCACUUCAGUUGGCCAGAAAACAUUGCAGGCCUUCAAAUCGAACGACCAUCUCUUUGCGUUCCGAAACCUCACCGGAUUCCAUCUAUUUACUCAAGUGUUGGAACGUUGGACAAUGUUCAACUACCAGAUGGAGCGGGAUCUACCUGAGACGUUGUGGGAAAUGCUGUUUGACAGUCAAGCACUAGAAGAGCUUACACUCGACGGAACAUGCUUCUCCGAUGCCAACGCUUGGAACUUGAAGCCCGUAUUUUCCGGACGAUGGCCUGGCCUUCGCAGAUUAGCUUUGGGCAACGUGUUUUACGACGACAGCACCGACAAUGAUGACUCCGUAUGUAAGUUUCUGCAGGAACAUUCGAAUCUAGAGCAAAUAUCGUCCUUGGGGAACAUGUCUUAUUCUCCGACCGCGAUGGCGUGUCUCGUUUCGCUACCAAAACUCCAGACCUAUCGAGGAAGAUUGCAGCAGCUUCAAGAUGGUGGCGAACUGACACAGAUACGGAAUAUAAUUCUAACAGAUUGGUUUAGCCCUUCUGCUAAUUUCGGUGACAUAUUGGGGGAUCUACAUCACUUGGAAUCACUCACUGUCUGCGUGAACUUCGUCGACAAUGUCCAUUCACAGCUUGGUUUCUACGAUAGGCUACUUGAGCAGUGUUCGCAAUUGAAGUAUCUGGAAAUAUCUUCCACUUCAUGGUUAUCCCUACGAAAGCUUUCAAGCGGUCUCCGGCUUGUCCCAGAUCUUCGCACUCUAACAGUCACGCGAGUACACAAAAUGAACAGUAACAAUCUAACCAAAAGCGCGCUACAUAUCGCUUCUCAAAAUAUCAAUCUACGCGAGUUCACGAUUCGGGAUGUACCAGUUUGGGAUCACCUUGAUCAGCUGAGUGGUGUUUUCCGUACAAAGCACUUGGGGCACUAUACUGUUCAACAUGAACAUGGAGAGCGCAUUUUGAGUGUCCAAGAGGUCGGGGUUGGUGCGCUAAGGCAGCUCUAUCAUCGGUCCUUUAGCCGAUUAAUUGAAGAUACCCAGCACCUUUGA
Molecule: messenger RNA, 1569 nt
Organism: Lentinula edodes (shiitake mushroom)
Lineage: Eukaryota; Fungi; Basidiomycota; Agaricomycetes; Agaricales; Omphalotaceae
Exons: 7
Coding region: 1-1569 (522 amino acids)
Molecular function (GO): protein binding
Source: RefSeq, a predicted model, not a curated record